AUGGCCGCCCAAUACACCGUUCCCGUCGGAAAACCCGCCAACGAGCACGAAACCGCCCCCCGUCGUAACGCGCGUUGCGCCGACGCGCCGCUGUCGCGGCCCGUCGGCAGCAAGGCGUCCACCGUCUACGAGUAUCUCAUCGAGUGCUUCGAAAAGGGCGGCGACCGCAAAAGCAUGGGCUGGCGUGACACCGUCGAGAUCCACGAGGACAAGAAAACCAUCACGAAAAUCGUGGAUGGCAAAGAAACCCCGGUCGAGAAAACCUGGUACUACUACGAGCUUUCUCCGUACCGCUACACGUCGUACCGCGAGCUUACGGCCCUGAUGCACGACUACGGCCGCGGGCUCGUCGACAUGGGCCUCGCCCCCGGCGGCGACGACCGCCUCCACAUCUUUGCCUCCACGUCGCACCGGUGGAUGAAAACGUACCUUGCCGCGCAAUCGCAGGCGGUGCCCAUUGUCACCGCGUACGACACGCUGGGCGAGAAGGGCCUCAUCCACUCCAUGGUCCAGACCGGCUCCAAGGCCAUCUUCACCGACAACGCGCUGCUCCAGCGUCUCGUGCGCCCCGUGCAGGAGGCCCACGACCUGCAGUACAUCAUCCACUCCGAGGCCCUCGACCCCGCCGACAACCGCGCCCACGGCCGUCUCUACAAGGAGGCGCGCGACGCGCUCGACGAGAUCCAGAAAGUCCGUCCCGACAUCAAGGUGUACUCCAUGGACGAGGUCAUCGAGAUGGGCCACGCCGCCGCAGACCGCAUCGAGCCCCACCCUCCUUCUCCCGAGGACGUGUCGUGCAUCAUGUACACCUCCGGUUCCACCGGUGAUCCCAAGGGUGUGGUGUUGAAGCACCGCAACAUCCUUGCCGGUAUCGCGGGUGUCGCGUUCAUCGCCGACCGCCGCUUCAUCGGCGAAACCGACCGUAUCAUCGCGUUCUUGCCCCUUGCCCACAUCUUCGAGCUGGCCUUCGAGCUCAUCGCCUUCUACUGGGGUGGUGUGAUAGGUUACGCCAACGUCAAGACCAUCUCCGACAACUCCGUGCGCAACUGUAAAGGUGACAUGCGUGAGUUCAGACCCACCAUCAUGGUUGGUGUGGCCGCGGUGUGGGAAACCAUCAGAAAGGGUAUUAUGGCGCAAGUUGAAAAAUUGCCAUACUUGAGCCAAAAAGUGUUUUGGGGUGCCUACCGCGCGAAGUUAAAGAUGAAGCAGUACCACGUGCCGGGCGGUGACACCCUCGGCAACAUCGUCUUCAAGAAAGUGAGACAGGCCACUGGUGGAUGUCUCAGAUACGUCUUGAACGGUGGUGGUCCGCUAAGUCUCGACGCCCAACAGUUCAUCACCACUCUUCUAUGUCCUAUGUUGAUUGGUUACGGCUUGACCGAGACCGUUGCAAACACAUGUGUACUUGCUCCCGACCAUUUUGAAUACGAUGUUCAAGGUGACUUGACCGGUGCAGUGACCGUGAAAUUGGUGGAUGUUGAAGAAAUGGGCUACCUCGCCAAAAACAACCAAGGUGAGGUCUGGAUCAAGGGUGACCCUGUCAUGCCAGAGUAUUUCCAAAACGAAAAGGAAACCAAGAGUGCUUUCACCGAGGAUGGUUGGUUCAUGACCGGUGACAUCGCAGAAUGGAGACCCAACGGUCACUUGAAGAUCAUUGACCGUAAGAAGAACUUGGUUAAGACCAUGAACGGUGAAUACAUCGCUUUGGAAAAACUAGAAAGUGUUUACAGAUCUAACCCAUAUGUGCAAAACAUUUGCGUUUACGCUGAUCAGAACAAAGUGAAGCCUGUUGGUAUUGUGGUCCCCAACUUUGAACGUUUGGGUGACUUGGCCGUCAAUUUGGGACUAAUCAAGGACAAAAGCGAGGUUGAAAACGUUUUGGAAGACCCCAAGUUGAGAAAGUCAGUCUUGAACGAUCUGUUGAAGACCGGUAAGUCGCAAGGUCUCGGAGGUAUCGAGCUUCUCUUGGGAAUAGUUUUCUGUGAGGAAGAAUGGACUCCUCAAAAUGGUUUUGUUACAUCUGCGAUGAAGUUGCAAAGAAGAAAGAUUCUGGCUUCUGUUCAAGAUCUAGUCGACGAUUUGUACUCAAAGAACUGA
This is a messenger RNA of Lachancea fermentati, 2097 nucleotides long. The record is from the annotation of a GenBank genome assembly. Lineage: Eukaryota; Fungi; Ascomycota; Saccharomycetes; Saccharomycetales; Saccharomycetaceae.